CAACACCCUCAUCUGUCUCACUGAUGGACAACCGGAAGUAAAGCUGAGUCUGUUGGAGCCCUUUCAAAAUAAAGAGACGUACCCAGAAGGUUCGAGUCCCACUGAGACUGGACCUUCCUUCAGGUCACCUUCCACUCGACCGUCUCGCGAGCUCUCCUCUCAGCCCGGUUUUAUGUGACGAGGACGAUUUGUGCGCGCGCUCCCGCGCUUUUGCGGCUCCUUGAAGAUGUGAAAACAGGACAUCUUCUGGGCCCGGUGUCAGGUUCGGUUUGGUUCACCUGAACGGUUCCGCGGAGAAGCUGCCCGCGUGAAAUGGGACGUAAGCCCCGCCCCUCGUGCACGCACAGGGCGCGCGCCGCGCUGCGAUGGUGAGCCGUGACGCGGCCGGAGCGCAUCUCAAGGAUGGCAGGUGUUCCUGACAGCCCCCCACCCCCCUCCCCAGACAUCCCGGGACUUUGACCAGCAGGCUCCGCCUCCAGGAUCCCAACUGAGAUGGAGCCCAUAAGCUCCGCCUCCAGAUGCAGCCUCACAGCGCUGUUGAUGGCCAGCACUGUGGUAUCCAUGGCAACCACCAGCUCACCUGAUGCAGGGAUACCAAACUCCAACAACACCGACGAGUCUUUAUCGCAUCUUCCACCACCACCAUCAUCACCGCCCCCCUUCCCGUCUGGUCGUCCUCCAGACACCGGUUACUAUGGUGACCUCAUAGAAGGAGGCUCUGUGGUAGAAUCCGACUCUGGCGCCCAGGGCAUUCACCUUCUGUUGCGACCUCCUGACCUGCUGUCCCCUAGUCUGCCCCCACCGCUGCCCCCCCACAGCCAAACCACCCUGACUCUCCCUCCCCCCUGGGAGUCAGGUCCCACUUUGGAAGACGCUUGGGGCUCUGGAGACUACAUGGAGACUCUCUCCUUUAUUGUGCCUGAGGGCGAAGAGCUGGCCCUGGCCACACCCCUUCCCAGGCAUCCCUGGCACACAGACGAGGAAGGUAACUGGAUUUCUUAUGACACCUCCUUCCCCGUCAGACCGACCCUUCCUCUCUCCUCUCGUCUGUCCCUCUCCUCCUCAUCACCCCACGUCUCUCUACAUCCUCAUUCCACCAAUCGAGACGUCUUCUCAAACUGGGAUGAGGACUACGACCUGGAGGACAUGGUUCCUCUGGAGCCGACAGAAGUGUUGCUGCCCGACAUGAACAGUUUGGAGUACUACACCAACCUUGUGGCCCGGGAAAGGGAGAGGGACAAAGACAGAGAUGGAAGGAAGGAAAUGGAGACGGGAAAGGAGAAGCUGAACCAGACCUACUUCAGAACCACCAUCUCUCCAACAGCAACCCAAAGCCACCCUUCUCCAAAAACCUCCGUGCUAGUGCCCAGCUCUCCACCAGAGCCCAAGCACCCGCCCCCCAAACCCGCCCCUUCUCUUCCUCCUUCACCUGCUGCAGCAGGUAAAGACAAACCAACUGCUCCGUCAUCCACCCCCCGUACCUCCUCCACCCCCUCUUCCCCAGUCUUAAGAACCAGAGAUCGGGGUCCGGGCCAGGGCAGACGCCCUGUCCGUCCCCCGUCCAACACCACCAGCCGGUUGCUACCCUCUCCACCCCUGGGACCUCCUACCAUUACUGGAAAACCAGAGAGACCUUCAGUGGUCACUGAAAAACCAGCCAAAGUCCAGCCCAUCACCACAACCACCACUCAGUUCACUGCCAUCAGUCUGACCAGAGCUCCUCCAGUCACCACGCCCAGGGUGGUGCAGACCCCGCCCUCCAGGCAGUAUCUCUGCAACGUCACCAAGCCAGAGCUGUACCUGGUGAGAGUAGUCGGUUCUAAAGGUUCUUCGGCCGGGUUCAGUCAGGUCCGAGAUCUCCUCAGGAGAGAGUUCAACCGCUCUGUGGAGCUGCAGUUCCUCAGAACGCCGUCCAGCUUUGCCUUCCGUGUUGUGUCGGGACCUCUGAUCUUCACUGCCAUAUCCGUCAUUAACGCUCUCCGCCGGCUGCCUCGCGGCGCCGGUCCGGUUCCCACGGUUCUGCCACUCUACACGGUUCCGGACCUCAGGCACCAGAUCCACUCUGUGCUUCAGUUCGUCCCCGCCCACAUCGACAUUAAAGUGUGCAACUUCAGCGAACGUGUGGAGAGGGGGCUGGUGAUGGCAUACACAGAGACGCUGAGGAGGUCCCACGAGGCCGGGAACAUCAGCGUCCAGUUGCUGAACAUCACCACCGGCACGGUCCAGCCAGCAGAGAAAGGGAAAGUUCCCGUCGACAUCAUAUUUGCAGUGAGGGAUGGGCGGGGUUACCUGCCAGGAUCAGAGGUCAGCGAACACCUGAGGAAGCUCAGCCUGGUGGAGUUCAGCUUCUACCUGGGGUUUCCGGCGCUGCAGAUCGCAGAACCAUUCCACUACCCGGAGCUUAACACGUCCCACCUCCUGCGCUCCUCGUGGGUCCGCACAGUUCUGCUCGGAGUCCAGGACCAGCUGGUGAAUGAGCGCAGCUUCAAGGCUCGUCUGGAGAGACGCCUGGCUCUGCUGCUGGAGGAGGGGCUGCAGGAGACCAGCAGGAGGCGCUGGAGGAGAGCCACUGCAGUGGGCAACAACAGCCUGCAGGUGGUGCGGGUGUCCAGGGUGUCCAGUCCAGAGCACCUGUUGGAGGUUUUUUAUUUUGUGGAGGGUCCUGGUGGAGAGAGGGUCCCAGCAGAAGUAACAGCUGCAACCCUGAACAGUCUGGAUCUUCAGAGGGCCGCCAUCGUCCUGGGACACCGAGUCCUCAAACCACUGGCACAGGCUGUGGAGGAGCUCUUUGUCCCUCCAGCAGAGACACAAAGCAACAACAUCUGGCUGAUUGUGGGCGUGGUUGUUCCGGUCCUUCUUGCAGUCUUCAUCAUCAUCCUCCUCUACUGGAAGCUGUGUGGCUCUGAGAAGCUUGAGUUUCAGCCUGAUGCCAUCAACACCAUCCAGCAGAGGCAGAAGCUUCAGGCUCCGAGCGUCAAAGGCUUCGACUUUGCAAAGCUGCACCUCGGUCAGCACAGUAAAGAUGACAUCAUGGUGAUCCAGGAGCCCGGCCCACUGCCUGCUCCCACCAAAGAGGCCACGCCCUCAGACACUGGAGACCUUAACACCCCCAAAUCAAAAGGAUCGUCCACCAAACCCACCCGCUUGAGCCGCCGCAGGGGCAGGCUCAGCCCAUCGGACGGCGACUCGCUGGGCAGCGAGCAGUCGAGCGGCAGAGAGUCCGCAGAGGAAAGCACCCGACCCGUGGCCAUGCCCAGUGAGGGCAAACAGCACAAGAAGACCAAAAACGGGAGGAGCAAGACAGUUGUUCCUCCAGGCUACGGUCCAGACGAGCUCCUGUCCUCGUCCUCCAUCUUUGACCACGUUGACCGCCUCUCUCGUGGUUCGUCGGACGGCACCCGACGGCAGGCCAACAAGGUGCAGCUGAUCGCCAUGCAGCCCAGACCCAGUUCUCCGAUGCACCCCACCUCCCAACCGAGCCCCUCCCUCACCGAGAAGGUCAACACUGAGGUGGCGCUCAGGCACAAAUCAGAGAUCGAGCAUCACAGGAACAAAUUGCGGCAACGCGCCAAGAGGCGGGGCCAGUGCGAGUUUCCCUCCAUGGAUGACAUCAUGGAUGCUUUUGGUGACGGGCCAGUCCAAAGCGAGGCGGCACAAAGACUGUAUAGCUCUGCCCACGACCACAUGGACUGCAUCCUUCAGGCCGACACUUCACCCACAACCCCCACCGAGUCCAGAAGAAGAGGGAAACACUCUCCUCGGGGGCGAUGGACUCAGCCCGGUCCAGGAAGUCUACCUGAUACGGACCGGGACCGCCUGCUCACUGACCAAAGCGCCACCUACAGGAAGUACCCGGGACUGAACAAUGUGGCCUACAUGUCUGAUCCAGAUCUGCCCCAAGGCAACAGAAGCCCCUCCCCCAUGGAUGAGGUCUUUGACUCAGCCCCCCCUCCCCCUCCCUACAUGCCCCCCCAGCCCUCCAUCGAGGAGGCGCGGCAGCAGAUGCAUUCUCUCCUGGAUGACGCCUUCGCCCUGGUAUCGCCGUCCUCACAGGGCAGUGCUGGGAGAUAUGCAGAGUUAGGAAUGUCGCCCACAUCCAUCCAGAGUCUUCUUCAGAGACAGGGUAUGGGCUCAGGAGGAUACAUCUCCACUGGAGACCAACUGCAGGAGUCCAUUUACUCCAACAGGGGGCAGUAUGAGGACCCCCCCUCAUCCUCCAGACCACGACCUGUGGGAGGAAGUACAGGUGCCCAGCUGCAUCACCUGACCCAGGUGGGUCUGUGCAGUCAGAUAGGCUCCUACCAUGGAGUGGGAGUGGGUCGCAGCAUGUCCGGGCCCACAGGCUCCAGCUGGCACCAGCAGCAUUCGGACCAGGACCUCUCCAGACCGGUAGCCAGCAGAGAGAGUGUCCUGUCUUUUCCAGAGUUCUCGUCCUCCUCUGUUUUCCAAAUGCCCAGCUCCUCUUUGCAGGAUCCCUCGGCUCCUCCCCUACUACUAACCUCGCCCACCCCAGAGUACCCCCCCGAGGACGCCUCCCCCUCAGCGCACACCUCGGCCUCCCUCAUAAAGGCCAUCAGGGAGGAACUGCGACGGCUUGCUCAGAAACAGGCUGCAAUUACGAGCUAUCCUUAGACUCACCUGGAGUCUGGACUGGGACUUACCUUUGUGAUAAAUGCUAACUGAUCUUCAGUCUGGACUUUCUCCACGUCUGUACCCAAAAAGAAAUCUGGUCCAUGUUGGAAGCAAGGACAGCGUCUUAUGUCCACCUUCGGUACUUUACAGGGUCCAUCUUCUCGGUGUGUCCAGCUCCUCAGAGUUCCAUCGUUUCGUAUGUCAGACUCACAUUUCACUGAAGUGCUUCCUGCGGUCGACCAUUCUAUGACAACCUUUUCUAAACUUCAGACGUACUCUGUCCUGCUGAAUGUCUGGAAUGAGGAUUCUUGGUUCUGAAGGGCCACUCCAUCCUCCUGGCUAAAGAUUUUGGACAGGGUUCGAUAAGAGGGUCGUCAUUCCGGACCUUCUGCAGUGACGGGUUCCUCCAGAAUCCAAAGCUCUGAAGGGCCCAGUUCCUCCAGAUCUUCUGUGGUGCUAACCAUCAGCCUCAUUCCAUCUCAUUGACCACUUACUGCCUUCCACUGUCCCCUCAGCCACAUUGAUCAGGGCUCAGAAACUGUCCUGAUGGGGUCACUGUAGACCACUGCAACAGCAUCUCAUGAACCAGAAACAUGGACAUGAUAGAUAUAAAUAUAUACAUGCACAUAGAUAUAUAUAGAUAUAUAAAUAUAAAUGGAGAGAAAAUAUUCUUUAGUAUGAUUCUAUGUAAAGAGAUAGGUUUCCAAUGAGCACAAUGUAAAAGUAGAAGUCCUAAUGGAGUAUGGAGAUGUUAUUUUGCUGCUUUUUCAUCAGAAUCUUCUUUGAACCGCUUGAUUCGGGUCAGACGGCCGUUCUCUGCUUGCUCCUGCUGUGUUUCAGUUUGCUGUAGAUGCCCGUUGCUUUGCAUCUUUGCUUGUGAUCGUGUUGUCAUGGUAACGGCUGGCGCUUUGCCAUUGGGCUUCCUGUUGCUGUUCAGUUGCAUUCAUCCGUCUGUGGGGGACGCUGCAGAGGGCUGCAGGUCCCCACAAUCUGACGGGGUCGGAGUUUAGUGUUUGGGAGUCAUACCCCCCCGUGGACUCCCGUCCACUGCGGGGGUCCGGCUGUGUCGGUCCUCUUCAUACAGAAGGUGAAGUCAGGAACGCUCUUCUGAUGGAGAUCCUGAGAUUUCUCAUCUAGAUGGCAUAGAGUCUCCCGGGUGGGAACAGAGAACCGUCUGCAGACGUCCUCCCACACCUGCUGUCUGUGCAGACUUUGUCAUCCACCAAAGGAAGCGAGCCGGACUGGCUGUCCGUAGCGUUCUCGGACGGCUUCUGGAGCUCUACUCGGAGGGGGGGGUCAUUUCCUUCAGCAUGUCCAGCCCAGUUUGAGGCUAUAGCUGCUCGUGAUGUUUCUGUCGUUGUUCAGCAUGCUGCUCAAAGCGCUUGUGUGUAAAAGUGAGGAGUGUUUGCUCAUCAAGUGAAGACGACGAGCUCGAAGAACGUCGCCACGUCUCUUCCUCCACACAGUGAGACUCGUGGUCCUUCAUCUUUGGCGUCCUCCAGGUGUGAAGACUUCACAAACAUGCGAAACUGGCCCAAAAAACAGUCUGUCUGCUAAAGUCGUGUCAGUCCAGAAUCCAGGCAGCAAGGCCCAGAACGUUACAGGCAUCAGCCUCUCUGAUCGGACCUGGUAUGUGUCAAUCAUCCACUGAGACCUGGUCCUGCCCGAAGGACCACAUGGUGCUUCAGGUGUGUUUAGCCUGCCAGGAAGACUAGAACCUCUGCUGGUCCUGCAGGUAGCGCCUGCUGCUCUGCUGGGUCGUCCAGCGAAUGUUUCCUCCAUUUUUAGUCUGUUUCUUCUACAAACCUCGGAGGAUGGAGUAAAUAAGUGUGGCGCCAUGAAGCAGCGCUAUGAAGCGGCGCCAGGAUGAGGCGCUCACGCACACACUAGUGGGGACUCUGUUAUUGGGCCGCUGAAGUGCAGGUGGCUCCCCCUGCUGAUCAGCUGUGGUCUCAUCAUUUUCCAGUUUCACGUGAGUGGACGUCCUCACUUGUCUUAACUGAUUUCUUCACACUGUGCUGAGGCCACACCCUCGCAGGUGAGCCUGUCCUACGACCUGGAUGAAGUCCAAAGCCAGGUCAGCUCGCAUCAGUCCAGGUUCCAUGUGUGAAGGUGUUUGGUUUGUGGGGGCUGUCAUAGGGACACCAGCAGCCAGGUGAAGGUCACCAGACCGUCCCUCUGAGUCUGUCAGCUGUUUCCUGUGGUGUUUGAAUUCUGAUUGUACUGAACAUUAAAGAGACGUGUUCAGACCCAAAA
Molecule: messenger RNA, 6888 nt
Organism: Oryzias melastigma (Indian medaka)
Lineage: Eukaryota; Metazoa; Chordata; Actinopteri; Beloniformes; Adrianichthyidae
Product: UPF0606 protein KIAA1549
Exons: 21
Coding region: 493-4632 (1379 amino acids)
Source: RefSeq, a predicted model, not a curated record